This is a messenger RNA of Ctenopharyngodon idella (grass carp), 3090 nucleotides long. Its product is annotated as acyl-coenzyme A thioesterase 9, mitochondrial-like. Gene Ontology annotation, biological process: acyl-CoA metabolic process. Gene Ontology annotation, cellular component: mitochondrion. NCBI's taxonomy places the organism in Eukaryota, Metazoa, Chordata, Actinopteri, Cypriniformes, Xenocyprididae. Bases 1627 to 2922 code for a protein of 431 amino acids. The record is from RefSeq and is a predicted model, not a curated record. Gene Ontology annotation, molecular function: fatty acyl-CoA hydrolase activity. The transcript has 15 exons.
UGCUGAUAGGAUGAGCAUAUCUUCCUGCCAAAGCUGCAGUGAUGAUCGCCGCUGUAGUUACAUGAGGAUUUGUAUGUGUAGAUUCAGCUUUUAUUAUUUUAGUUCCGUUCGUUUUAUAUUUAUAUAUUUUAUUACAGCAUUUUUACAUGAAUGUAAAAUAUUGUUUUUCACAAUUUCAUGCUUACAUUGGGAGAGGAACAUUUUAGGAAAUGGUCUGUUUGGCUGUUUGAGGGUGUGUAUUUUAUGUAGGCAUAUCUCAGUUAUUGGACUGUUGCAACCUAUUUAGUCAUUGAGACUUAUAACACACCUUGUUUUAUUGGCACUACAAUGACAUUUAUAAGGAGAGAGGACUUUAAAGACUCUUCAAACAAGUGAUUUUGGUAGUACAGGUGCAAUUGACCUGUUUUUUAGUGUUAAUGAUCUGAAUGCUGCUGGAGCGAUUCAUGAACAACUGGUACCUUGGAAAAGGAAAUGUAUGAACAAACUCUGAAAAUAAAUUCUGUCUUCCUUCCUUGAUCUCCACAAAAGGAAACAAGGAGAUCCUAAACUGACGAUCGAAUAACUCCAAAAACUUUACCUUGCACAUCUGUCCUAGAGAGCGCAGUAUGGAUAAGAAUCAGGUUUUGCAGUUUAAUCUGCAUGUUUCAGAAUGCUGACAAUUUGGCUAAUAUAAGCAAAAUGUUUUUCAUUAUUAUUAUUAUUGUAAAUUAUACAAACAACCAUGGAAAUAUGUAGAAGAUGGUAGUAUGGUCAUGCAAUGGACUCUGUAAAAAGUUAAUGGAAGUAGAUUCCAGGAGAUUAACAUUAUGCCUUUCAUGUACACACUACCUGUGCCAGAAUAACCAAAAGCUGACAAAUGAAUGCAUGCCUUAUCACUGUUUGUUCACAGUAUAUAUAGCAGCAUAAAUAUGGUCAUUUUAAAAACUUUUUAAAUAUUUUAAAAAUACUAUUAUUAAUACUAUUAUUUUAUGCACUUGUAUGUUAAAUACUUGUUUGUUUCUUAUGGACUGGCGAUAUGUUUACAUCUGUAUUGCUUUGAAGCGAGUAGUAUCUGGCUGUUCAUGUGAUCUCAACACAGUGGUCCCCGUGAGGCGACCCGCUCCAUGUAAAAUAAAAUCAAAUUGUAUUAGGGUACUGAUGACUGGAGUCUUCAUCUCAUGUGAAUGUACCAUUUAACAAUUUAUUUGCACUAUUCCUUUAUUUGUUUAAAACAUUUUUUACUGAUGAAAAGGUUAGUGAACGAUAAAGCUCUGUACAGACUAUUACUGCCACCGAGUGACCAACUCGUGAAAUUGCAAGAGUGAUAAAUAGCCAGUCACUACGUCGUGACAAAAUUAUAUUUGGUCAUGCUGAGACAGUGAGUAAAUGUUUUUUCCCUGCUAAAAUCGUUACGCUGAAUGACGCUUAUUGAUCGCUUUGCAAACUUUCUAAACAGUAAUGGGUGUAACUACGUUAGAAACUGGACCAUUGUGAAUAGGCUAUUUGUUCGUUAAAAGUGAGUAUUUACAACAGUACAGUGAGCAGAGAAUCGAGAAAGAAAAACUAUAUCUGCAAGUUCUGAUCUAUUGUUGAUUUGAAAAAAGUUCCCGCUGUUCUCCAAAGUAGUAGUGAGGGAAGAACAAAAAGAUGUCUUGUCCACGCUCACUCAUUUUGUAUAGGGUCCUGAAGUCUGCAGUGUCCUUCACUUGUAGGAAGUUUUCCAUGGGUCAAAUAUCUCGACAAGGAAAGGCACCUGAUAUGGCUGAAGUUCGCAACAGGCUGAGAGAGAUAGUCGGUGCAUCUACCAACUGGCAAGACCAUCAGCAAGUAUUGGCUGAGCGUGCAUCACUAAACCAGUAUCUUGCUCAGAGUCAGGAUGAACUUCCUGCAAAAAGAAUGAAAGACAGUGCAAUUGAGGCGCAUCUUCCUCUGGGUACCCAGCCUGCCUUGAGAGAGAAAUAUCUCAACUCUCACAAUGCUGUCAGGUUUGGUCGGAUUUUGGAGGACUUGGACUGUUUAGGAGUGCUCAUCUGUUACUCUCACACAUGGAAUGAGGAGCUACAAAGAUCUCCACUGUCUAUUGUCACCGCUCUUGUGGACAAGAUCGACAUGAGACAAAACAUAAUCUACCCAGACUGUGACAUCAAGUUCACGGGUCAUGUUACAUGGGUUGGCAAAACCUCAAUAGAAGCUAAAAUGCACAUGUCUCAGUGCAAAGAUGGUGCGUUCACAGAUGUAUUAGAUGCUACAUUUGUAAUGGUGGCUCGAGAUCCUGAAAAUAAAAGGGCAGCUUUUGUAAACCCACUCAAACCAGAGGGUCCAGAUGAAGAGGCGAUUUUUCGACAGGGUGAAAUAAACAAGAAGAGGCGUGUGGAGCUGAGCACAGCCUCUCUUCUUAAAGUGGCCCCUACGGCUGAGGAGAGGACUCUAAUUCACAACCUGUUCCUCAACACUCUAGACACACGACGGGUGAGUUUCCAUAGUCGUAUUCUACCACCAAAUUCGGUGUGGAUGGAAGAUGCCAAACUAAAAGGGCUUGAAAUUUGUCAUCCACAGGAAAGAAAUAUCUUCAACCGGAUAUUUGGUGGUUUUCUGAUGAGAAAGGCCUAUGAGCUUGGUCGGGCCAAUGCCUGUGUAUUUGCUGGAUGCAGACCAACGCCGGUGGCUGUAGAUGACAUCUUAUUUCAGAAGCCGGUAGAAAUCGGAUCCUUGCUCAUGUUGUCUUCGCAGGUUUGUUACACAGAAGGGAUGCACAUCCAGGUCAGGGUUCACACAGAGGUGCUUGACCCACUGACCCGGCAGCACAGUACCACCAAUGUAUUUCACUUCACAUUUCGUGUUGAAAAGGAUGUCCCAGCUGUUGUACCACAGAGCUAUGGAGAGUCUAUGCUGUACCUGGAUGGAAAGAGGCACUUUGGUGAGACUAUGAGGAACCAGUGUUGAGCAUUCUGGGAUGUGCUGAUAGGAUGAAAUACAUGAUAAAGCUUCACCAAUGUCCAUCACUACAGUUAAAUGAGUGUGUGUGUGUAUAUGUAAAUUCUGCCUUUAUUUUCUAAAUGUCUACUCUACAGCUGUUACAUGUAAGUAUUUAAUAAAUUUAGCAAUCACUAA